AUGGCCAAGAUCAAGGCCCAAGAACUUCUCGGGAAGGAGGAGGAGCUGCUGAAAGAGCUGGACGACCUGAAGGUGGAGCUGUCCCAGCUGCGCGUCGCCAAAGUGACAGGCGGCGCGGCCUCCAAGCUAACCAAGAUCCGAGUCGUCAGCAAAUCCAUUGCCCGUGUUCUCACAGUUAUUAACCAGAUGCAGACAGAAAACCUCGGGAAAUUCUACAAGGGCAAGAAGUACGAGCACCUGGACCCGCUGCGGUCUAAGAAGACACGCGCCGUGCGCCGCCGGCUCAGCAAGCACGAGGAGAACCUGACGAUCAAGAAGCAGCAGCAGAGGGGGCUGCUGUCCCCAAUGCGGAAGUGCGCGGUCCAGGCCCCAGUGGCGCGUUGUCAAUAA
Molecule: messenger RNA, 390 nt
Organism: Pongo pygmaeus (Bornean orangutan)
Lineage: Eukaryota; Metazoa; Chordata; Mammalia; Primates; Hominidae
Product: large ribosomal subunit protein uL29-like
Exons: 2
Coding region: 1-390 (129 amino acids)
Biological process (GO): translation; maturation of LSU-rRNA from tricistronic rRNA transcript (SSU-rRNA, 5.8S rRNA, LSU-rRNA)
Cellular component (GO): cytosolic large ribosomal subunit; ribosome
Molecular function (GO): structural constituent of ribosome; mRNA binding
Source: RefSeq, a predicted model, not a curated record